AUCACAAAACCCAGACUUUGGAAUCAGUUUCUCUUUUUUUCCCUCUUUCUCUUAGCGAUGGAGAUUUCUGUAAUCGCUUCUUCGUCAAUCGAUGAAGGAAUUGGAAGCUGGGAUCUCAAAACCGGGAAAGAGCAGCUUCGUUUCAAGCAGUGUGCUUCUCCGGCGCAUGGUCUCACCGCCGUCGGCGAGAAAUUUCUCGCCUCCUCUCAGCUCCGUAAAGAAUCUACUUCUUCUGGCUCGAUUUUUUACUGGUCUUGGACUAAGCCUCAAGUUGAAGUGAGGAGCUUUCCAGUGGAACCAAUAAAGGCUCUUGUAGCAAACAAUGAAGGAACUUACUUAGUUGGUGGUGGAUCCUCCGGAGAUAUUUACCUUUGGGAGGUUGCGACUGGGAAGUUGCUUAAGAAGUGGCAUGGUCAUUAUCGUUCUGUGACAUGUUUGGUGUUCUCUGGAGAUGAUUCUUUGUUGAUUUCAGGAUCUCAAGAUGGAUCUGUUAGAGUUUGGUCUCUUAUAAGGCUAUUUGAUGAUUUCCCGAGGCAGCAAGGGAAAACUCUUUAUGAACAUAAUUUUAAUGAGCAUACAAUGUCUGUGACUGACAUUGUUAUUGAUUAUGGAGGCUGCAAUGCUAUGAUAAUUUCUGCUUCGGAAGAUCGGACUUGCAAGGUUUGGAGCUUGUCAAGAGGGAAAUUGUUGAAAAAUAUCAUUUUUCCUUCAGCCAUCAAUGCACUCGCAUUGGACCCUGGCGGGUAUGUGUUCUAUGCUGGUGGUAGAGAUGGCAAAAUUUAUAUCGGUGCCAUCAAUGCCACGAGUGAAUAUGGGACACAAGUUCUAGGUUCAGUAUCCGAACAAAGCAAAGCUGUUACUUGCUUAGCAUAUUGCACAGAGGGAAACCUUUUAAUUUCUGGAUCAGAAGAAGGUGUGGUUUGUGUUUGGGAUCCCAAAUCGCGUCGCCCUGUUCGUACUCUCGGCCGUGGAAAAGGAAAAGGUCCUCCUGUGAACAAUAUUCAAAUUGUUAGAAAAACGAUUGUUGAUAAUUCCAACAAAACACAAUCUUCCUGGAAAAGACGUGGGUCUUUGAUGCCACCGCCUUUGGAAAAAUAUGAAAGAUCAGGAGAAGAUACUAUGGAUGGUAUCGUUACCGUUGAUCCGCCCCCAUUUUCUGAUGUUCCUGUUUACUCUUCUUUCCUCAGCGCUGACCUUAUUGACGAGCAAGUUAGAGAACUUCAGCAACAAGGCUCUGCAGCAACAGAGAUCGAAAUGGAAAGACUGAAACUUGAAUACAAAAGAUCUUUACAGAUGAAUGAUCAAUGGCAGAAGAAUUAUGAGAAUUUGCUUCAGGUGGUUAUGGAAGAAGAACAAAUCGGUGGUUCCAAUUGAAAGCUUUUAUUGUUGUUUCUACACAUUUUUGGAAUUAUAUUGAGAGAUAUAUUUUGUCACGAAAGAUUAUUUUAUUAAUCCCAAAUUUAGCAUCAAA
Molecule: messenger RNA, 1471 nt
Organism: Arabidopsis lyrata subsp. lyrata
Lineage: Eukaryota; Viridiplantae; Streptophyta; Magnoliopsida; Brassicales; Brassicaceae
Product: protein ROOT INITIATION DEFECTIVE 3
Exons: 7
Coding region: 58-1374 (438 amino acids)
Biological process (GO): rRNA processing; DNA-templated DNA replication
Cellular component (GO): nuclear pre-replicative complex
Molecular function (GO): protein binding
Source: RefSeq, a predicted model, not a curated record